AUGGACGUUUGUGGCCAGAUUUUUAUGGACAUACAACGUCUCUCCGGUGAAGAAAAGCUUAAAUUUAGUCGUGUCUAUUUCUACGCUGGGAUCCCAUUUCUUCCUUUCCUUUGGUGGAUAAACGUAUUCUGUUUUCUGAAAGAUAUAUUUUCGCCACAAACAUAUCCAGAAUUUAGACAAGUCAAAAAGUACGUCCUCUUGAGUUUUAUCGGAGCUUUGUUUUGGACAAUAGUUGCGAUCACUUGGCUAACUGUUUUCUUAAAUUUUCGAUCUUCCUGGGGUGAAUUAGGUGAUUGGUUGUCUUUUAACAUUCCCCCUGCUUGGGAAAUUACAGAUUUACUGGCAAAGGAUGCUUCUAUUGGUGAAACUCCUUGUAUUUAUACAUCUUCAUCUGGACUUCGGCAUAUUUUCAUAUCUACUAAGUCUGGAUUUAUGUGUCAAGCAUUAUACAUAAGUCGUUAUGUAGACCGUUUGUUGUACGAAUAUCAUAGUUUAUCUCAGUGUGGUCCGACAAAACCAUCGGAGUUCUGGAUACAUGGCAUUGGUCCCCUUGCUAUAACGAGGACAGCUGAGAUCGCGUUGCAUUUAACUCGCCGGAUGUACCCUGGACAUCUUGAAAUGUCUACAUACACUAGCAGCUGUUCAACUAAGAAACAUAUUAUAUCUCGAGUAGAAAAUGAAGAAGUUCUUGUAAAAGAAGAGCCACAGGUGAAAGGUGCUAUUCACAUUCAAAUACGUCUAAUUCCCACACGUGAUGCUGGACGGCCUUCAUAA
This is a messenger RNA of Trichobilharzia szidati, 774 nucleotides long. Lineage: Eukaryota; Metazoa; Platyhelminthes; Trematoda; Strigeidida; Schistosomatidae. The record is from the annotation of a GenBank genome assembly.